AUGUUUACCUUUCAAUCGCUCGGCGCAAAGUCUGUAAAGAUCACAGCAGUUGUCAUCUUCAUCUGGCUUCUCGUCGCUGCUUACUACAGCUACAGCGAUGUUUCUGUCUUCACUCCGACGCCGCCUCAAAGGAUAUAUACAUAUAAAGAUACCUCCAGGCUAAAAAGUCUAGAGUCGAUUAGACUCGGUGCUCAGUACUUUGUCGACUACCCGUUGAACGAUACGCCGAAAGAGAUAUUUGGAGAGUUGGGACAGAGAACCCAAUUGCUAAGAGCUUGGAUUGAAGAAUUGGAGAGCCAUGGCAACAGUGAGAGGCGCGAGACGGCAGAGCUCGUUGGACAACAGAUUGAGCAUCUGUUUCCAUGGCUUAAUUCGAAAAAUGGUGUUUCGCCACCUCUGGCCAAUAUCUACGAUCGACUUAAUAUAUCAUACGAAACAACGGGCAUCCCAAAAGGAAAUAAAGCACCAGCUGGAAUUGUCAUUCCUACAGGCGAAAAAACCCUUCGAUUUGCAUGCCAUCUCAUCGCAUCUCUAACACAAGUCCACAAUACAUCCCUCCCUAUUCAGGUCGUAUACGCCGGAGACAACGACUUGUCUGCCAAAGGGAGAAAAAAGAUCCAACAAGCAGCCAACGGUGUAAACAUCGAAAUGCUAAACGUCCUCACUGUCUUCAACGAUGCCACGCUUAAGCUUGCAGAUGGAGGAUGGGCGAUAAAACCGUUCGCUGCCUUGGCAAGUCAUUACGAGAAAGUCAUUCUUCUCGACGCAGACGCAGUGUUCUUUCAAGACCCGCAACAGCUCCUCGAACAGCACCGCUUCAACGAGACGGGAGCGUUACUCUUCCACGACAGACUACUCUGGAAGAAUGGGUUUCCUGAUCGACAGGAUUGGUGGCACGAUCAGAUCAAGCAUCCCAGUCUUGAAACUGAGAAGUCGCUUGUGUGGACGGAGAGGUAUUCUGAAGAGGGAGACUCGGGUAUUGUGGUGGUUGACAAGUCAAGACUUGAUGUCCUGCUUGGUUUGAUACACAUUGGAUGGCAGAACUCGGAUAGAGUGAGGAAUGAAGUCACGUACAAGAUUACGUAUGGUGAUAAGGAGAGUUGGUGGAUUGGAUUCGAGGCGACAGGGUCAAAGUAUGCUUUUUCGCCGCACUACGGUGGUAUCGUGGGCUGGUUGAAAGACGAAGACAAGAAGAAAGAAGAAGUCAACGUGUGUAGCUUUGUUAUAGCACACGUGGACCAAGACGAAAGAUUGCUGUGGUACAACGGUGGUUUACUUAAGAACAAGGCCGUUAACCAGACGGAAUUCGAAGUUGCGACGCAUUGGAUGAUUGAUCAGACGUGGCACAAGGGUGGGAGUAAGGAGGAUAUGAGUUGUAUGACUGGAAAGAUAGUUAGUGAGUUAACUGAUAGAGAGAAGGAUGUUUUGCGGAGGGAGAUUGAUGUUGCGAAGGAUGUUGAUGAGAGGUUGGAUCUGAUACCAUCUACAUAG
Molecule: messenger RNA, 1491 nt
Organism: Fusarium pseudograminearum CS3096
Lineage: Eukaryota; Fungi; Ascomycota; Sordariomycetes; Hypocreales; Nectriaceae
Exons: 1
Coding region: 1-1491 (496 amino acids)
Biological process (GO): protein O-linked glycosylation
Cellular component (GO): Golgi apparatus
Molecular function (GO): alpha-1,3-mannosyltransferase activity
Source: RefSeq, a predicted model, not a curated record